AUGCUGCAACCAAACCGUUUAUACACGAACAUUGAAAGGGUUCAAACUUUUGGAUUUCACGUAGAUUAUAUUUAUAUUAUAUUUUGGAAUACUGAUGGAAACGAAAACGAUGCUCGGACCUACGAUGGGAAUGACUACGACGAUGACGGGAAUGACUACGAUGACGACGGGAAUGACUACGAUGACGACGGGAAUGACUACGAUGACGACGGGAAUGACUACGAAGAUGACGGGAAUGACUACGAUGACGACGGGAAUGACUACGAUGACGAUGGGAAUGACUACGACGAUGACGGGAAUGACUACGACGAAGACGGGAAUGAGUACGAUGACGACGGGAAUGACUACGACGAUGACGGGAAUGACUACGACGAUGACGGGAAUGACUACGAUGACGACGGGAAUGACUACGACGAUGACGGGAAUGACUACGAUGACGACGGGAAUGACUACGACGAUGACGGGAAUGACUACGACGAUGACGGGAAUGACUACGAUGACGAUGGGAAUGACUACGAUGACGACGGGAAUGACUACGACGAUGACGGGAAUGACUACGAUGACGACGGGAAUGACUACGACGAUGACGGGAAUGACUACGAUGACGACGGGAAUGACUACGAUGACGAUGGGAAUGACUACGAUGACGACGGGAAUGACUACGACGACGACGACAACGACUACGACGAUGAGAACGAGUGUAAGAUGUCUACAAACACAAUAGAUAUAUAA
Messenger RNA from Octopus bimaculoides (California two-spot octopus), 732 nucleotides. Its product is annotated as aspartate and glycine-rich protein-like. NCBI's taxonomy places the organism in Eukaryota, Metazoa, Mollusca, Cephalopoda, Octopoda, Octopodidae. The record is from RefSeq and is a predicted model, not a curated record.